GGCAUUUUGCAGUCUCUGUUUUUUCUAGAGCGCGAAACAUCUAACAGGUUCAUUUAGUAAGAUAGAGGAUCUUGUUUAUUCAAGAUGCCUCUUACGACAGAGCAAAUAAAACUUAUGGAAGAAAAUCGUCGCAAGGCAUUAGAAAAACGUGCUGCUGCAAAAAAAUCUGAAGCAAACCAGCUUAUGAACCAAAGCAACGUUUCUGCAGGAAAUGUAACUUUUACCCCAUCCUCCCCAUUUAGCUCGUCAGCAGUAAAAAAUAAUGCAAGCACUUCCUCUUUUUAUUCAAAAUUCCUACCUAGUACUGGGGGAAAAUCAACAUCAAGCACCCCAGCUUCGGUUUCUAAAUUGCCACCAAAAAAUCCAAAGUACACUCCUUCAACCAAUUCCACUAGACCAAUUGCAUCAUUUCAACUGGUUUCAAGGAAAAAGUUUUGUGUAGAAGCACCCUUUGAUAAUGAAAUGAUUGAAAUAUUCAAAAAAUUCCCUUCGAAGUCUUAUGAUCCUGUUACCAGAAAGUGGACUUUUUCCUUGGCUGAUCAUCAGAAAAUACUUGAAAGUCUCAACCCUUUACUUACAAGAUAUCAACUACAACCUUUACCAAAAUUUAUAUUAGAUAUUUUCAAAAAUUCACCCCCCGAAAGAAACAUACCAGAGGUUGAUAUCAGCAGCAUAGACCCCAAGCUAUACCAUGCUUUGCUACCUUUCCAGAGACAGAGUGUUUAUUUUGGAAUUCACCUACAGGGAAGAAUACUUAUUGCAGAUGAUAUGGGACUGGGUAAAACAUUGCAGGCACUUGCUCUUGCACAUUACUAUCUUGCUGAUUGGCCUCUGCUGAUUCUGACACCGUCUUCCAUGAAAUUUGCGUGGGAUGAAGCUGUUAAAAUAUGGUUACCUAGUGUCCCCCUUCAUCAUAUUCAAGUUAUUUGUUCAGGAAAGGAUUUCAUUGACAAAGAAGUUUCAGUAACAAUUUGUUCAUACGAUCUUUUAACGAGAAGACUGAAAGAUUUAGAAGCCAUAAAUUUUAAAACCAUUAUAUUUGAUGAAAGUCACCUCACGAAAACUAGAAAUUCUAAAAGAGCCACCGCCGCUUCCUCAAUUAGCGCACAAGCAAAGAGAGUAAUACUACUUUCUGGAACGCCCGCUCUUUCCCGACCUGAAGAGCUAUUCAGCCAGCUGCAAAUCUUAGAAAGAAAGCCGUUCACAGGGACCUUCCAUGCUUUCGGGUUGCGCUACUGCGGAGCCAAAGAAACGAGUUUUGGCUGGAAUUAUAAUGGGGCCACCAAUAUGCAGGAGCUACAACUAAUCCUAGAAGAAAAAUUUAUGAUAAGACGUCUGAAAAGCCAAGUCCUUUCACAGUUGCCAUCUAAACAAAGGCAAAUGAUAAUACUUGAUCCUGGUUCCGUCAAACGUGAUACGUCGGAAAUGAAUUCGUUAGCAAAGAAUAUGACAAAUGAAUUCGCCAGAGCACUGGAAAAGAGAGGCGCACUUUUAUCUUACUACUCAGAAACGGCGAAAGCCAAAAGCAAAGCUGUUUGUGACUACAUCGUAGACUUACUGGAGAACGGCAAGAAGUUUCUUUGUUUUGCUCAUCACCAGGUUUUGUUGAACGAUAUUAGCCACUGCAUCGAACAACAAUCAAAAGAGUAUAUUCGAAUUGACGGAUCGGUCUCUUCCGACGACCGAAAGAAAUUGUGUGAUAAUUUCCAACUGAAGGACAGUGUACGAGUUGCUGUGCUAUCCAUCACCGCCGCCAAUACAGGGUUAACGUUAACGUCAGCCAAUCUAGUCGUCUUUGCUGAAUUGUUUUGGAAUCCUGGUAUUUUAACACAAGCUGAGGAUCGAGCUCAUCGCAUUGGCCAACAGGAUAGCGUAGUAGUUCAAUAUCUGGUGGCCAAAGAAACUGCGGACGAUUAUCUUUGGCCGCUGGUUCAAAGCAAGCUGGAUAUUUUGAGCAAAGCCGGCCUCAGUAAAGAAUUUCAUGAAGCGGAUACGAGGCAUCUUUCGAAUACCAAGGCUUCUGCUUCCGUUAUUGACUUCUUGGAGGAAUUAUCGCAAGAGGAUUUAUCGGCAGUGAAUGAUGCUGAAAAACAAAAUAGCAGUGUUGGCGAACCGGAGAACAAAAGAUCCAAAACAUACUAAGGCAAGUUCUUGUUAAAUUCUUAACUUUUACUGGGCGUUUCUCGAAAUUAUUGGGGUCAGAGUUUGAAAUUGAAAUGAGAAUAUGUAUUUUUUUGAAUAAUGUCACUUCCAAGUCCGUUUGCAUGUAUUCAAUUAAGGCACAGACGUCAACAGCUUUUUUCAAAAUAAAUGAAAGGGUUUAACAGAGAAA
This is a messenger RNA of Daphnia carinata, 2332 nucleotides long. It is a transcript of the gene Marcal1, whose product is annotated as SWI/SNF-related matrix-associated actin-dependent regulator of chromatin subfamily A-like protein 1. Gene Ontology annotation, molecular function: ATP-dependent chromatin remodeler activity; ATP binding. The record is from RefSeq and is a predicted model, not a curated record. Lineage: Eukaryota; Metazoa; Arthropoda; Branchiopoda; Diplostraca; Daphniidae. Gene Ontology annotation, cellular component: nuclear replication fork. Gene Ontology annotation, biological process: replication fork processing; DNA repair.